AUGGAUAAAUAUGGCUUAAAGGGGCUAGUUCAGGUCAUAAAACAUGAUAAACAGUAUGAUCCAUCUAUGACGAUGGGGAUGGAUCUUUCGUCGAUGCUUCAUUCCCUACAGGUCUCGGACAUGGAUUCGACCAAUACCACUGUAAGCAAUGAUCAUCACGCGCUUGAUACAUUCCCAUCUCCAUGGGUUGAAACUUCGCGAAGUGAGGUAGAACCUAGGUUUACGAUUCCCGAGUCUUUUAAGAAUAUAGUAGGAGUUUUGGGGCAGCAAUCAACAGACUUUACUAGUGUGGCGAGAGAUCAUCCACGAAUAUCGCUAUUACAGGACGAAACUUUGUUCUACCUCUUUUACAAGCACCCAGGAACAGUUUUGCAAGAGCUGACGUACUUAGAAUUAAGAAAGCGGAACUGGCGCUACCAUAAGACGCUGAAGGUUUGGUUAACAAAGGAUCCACUCAUGGAGCCUAUUGUUUCCCAGGAUUCAACUAGUGAGCGCGGCUCCUAUGUAUUCUUCGAUCCGCAGAGAUGGGAUAAGUGCGAGAGGGAUUUCGUGCUGCAUUACAACGCUAUCAUGUAA
This is a messenger RNA of Eremothecium sinecaudum, 576 nucleotides long. RefSeq names its product CCR4-NOT core subunit CDC36 (gene CDC36). Gene Ontology annotation, cellular component: CCR4-NOT core complex; P-body. Bases 1 to 576 code for a protein of 191 amino acids. Lineage: Eukaryota; Fungi; Ascomycota; Saccharomycetes; Saccharomycetales; Saccharomycetaceae. The transcript has a single exon. Gene Ontology annotation, biological process: nuclear-transcribed mRNA poly(A) tail shortening; regulation of DNA-templated transcription. The record is from RefSeq and is a predicted model, not a curated record.